Coccomyxa subellipsoidea C-169 is the source of this 1075-nucleotide messenger RNA. Its product is annotated as thioredoxin-like protein. The transcript has 6 exons. The coding region runs from base 84 to 707 and encodes 207 amino acids. Lineage: Eukaryota; Viridiplantae; Chlorophyta; Trebouxiophyceae; Coccomyxaceae. The record is from RefSeq and is a predicted model, not a curated record.
UUCUGAUAGCAUCUGUGCAGCCCUACCUUUUCUCUGAUUGCUCUGCACCGUUGUUUGUUCUUUUUCAGAGACAGGCAUUGAUUAUGCACAUUCUUGUGAGGGCGACUUUCUUUCUUUUGAUUUUUAGACAUACUUUAGCAGAUGUGGUUGUAUUAACUGAUGCAAAUUUUGACGAUCUGGUGGCGGGCGAGAGGCGGUGGAUCAUCGACAUCUAUGCACCAUGGUGCAAGCAUUGCGUAGCACUGGAGCCUGUAUGGAUAGCCUUGGCCGAACGUCUGGACGGGCGCGUCAUGGUUGGCAAGGUGGACGGCACGAAGGAGAAGGGUCUUAUGAAGCGUUUCUCAGUUGAGGCAUUCCCCUCCGUAUUUCUAGUGGAGGGUGCAGAGACACGCGCAUACACGGGACUUCGUACCCUUCAAGAGCUGGAGAGCUUUGCUUUGACAGAAUAUCUUGAUGUCAAGCCCGUGCCAUUCUACAAAUCACCAACUUCUUUGUUUGGCCGAGCUUUUGCCAUCUUUGUGAGACUGCCAGCCAAAUUCAAGAUCCUCGUCAAGUAUCUUCACGAGGAGAAGAAGUACAGCGCCCUUGUCAUUGUCGCGGGGAUCUUGGGGGUACCUCUCACUCUAGGUGUUCUUUUUGUGUACCUCCUAGACGUGUUCUUUGGCGCAGCUGAAAGAAGGAGGGCCCAUCACCGGCACCGAGACUAGGCUGGAGUCCUGGAGAGCCAAAUGAGCUCUCAAGGGGUCACAUCCUCUGGGCAUGGCAUGCAUGUUCGCAGAUGGCAUGACAUCAUGUGGGCUUUACACCGUGUUGAUGGCAAAGAAUAUUUUGCCAGGCUAUGCCCUUGGCCUCAGUAAGACUGUCCAGACUAGCUCCGCAUCUGUCAAGUAAGUCUCUUAAUCGGGACGCUUGAGUCAUUGCCAGUGGCUGCACGCAACACCAUGCAAAUAUUCUUUUUCAAAAAUUAUAAGGCCGGCAUUCUGAUCAGAGCGGAAACGGCUGGCGAAGUUGACAUGUCCAACAAUGAAAUGUCUUGUCCCUGUCCUUUUGCAAUGUUGGGUAAGCAUAUGGCAGC